Messenger RNA from Oldenlandia corymbosa var. corymbosa, 3946 nucleotides. NCBI's taxonomy places the organism in Eukaryota, Viridiplantae, Streptophyta, Magnoliopsida, Gentianales, Rubiaceae. The record is from the annotation of a GenBank genome assembly.
CUUGUGUUUGUUCUGCUAUUAUUCCCUUUGGGCCAAAUGUAUGUUCUUGUACUAAUUUUGGUAGGAGGGGUUAUUGUCAAAAGUAGAGGACCUGGAAAGAUUCUGAAAGAUUUUAACUUUUGCUUUUGUUGGGGAAAAAGGGGAUACCUUUGGUGUAACAAAUUAUUUGUGUGUUUUCGCUUUUAACACCACAGCCACAAAAGAACAAAGGAUGUUUAUUUGACGUUUGAGCCAAGAGGCGGGUGAUUUGACCGGUUUUACUCGUAUUUGACAAAUUUGUGGAACGAUUAACUGCAUUUUGUCGUUAUUAUUAGUAUUCCUUUUUUGUGGAGAUAACAAGAUUAAGACAAAAGUUAUGGGGGCAGAAAAUUUAUUUGUUAGAAAUGAACUAGGUGAAUUUUAUCCAAUAAUGCUGCUAUUUAGUUGGUGGAUUUCUAGCCUUGAGCUUCUGCAGAAGUUAAACUGCAUGUGGUUUAUCCAGUAGCUCCAUUUUUUCUUUUUAAUCUAUGUCAAUUACCACUUAUCUGUUAGGGGUGGGAUGAAGUAACUAGCUGGCUCUCCAAUAUUAUCACGAAUUGACUUAGAUAUUUCAUUGUUGUUAUUUUUAUUGGAUCCAUUCCAGUGCAUACCCUUUAGAGCUUCUGUGCUAAGAUUCUUUGUGAAUAUUUGGUCCCUGAAACUUUAAUGUGAUUAACUCAUGCCAUGUGUAACCUAAGCUGCCCUUUUGAAAACAAUGGAAUCUUUUUUUUUGUUUUUUCACUACACAUCAAGUUUGAGUAUGUCAUAAAUGAGGCUACCAUCAUAUCUUAUGGCGAUGGUGCAAAUGAAGUCAUCUAGUUAGGGGCUUGUUACCUUAUAUUGUAGUUAAUUAGUUCUUGGUGAGAAUGGUAUGUAUUUCAUUCGCCGUAUGACGUAUGCCUGGUGGUUUUCACAAUGAGGUUCUGUUGUGAAAAAGGAAAUACUCAAAUGUAGAAAUAAUGGUAAUGUAAGCCCUUCGGUGAUUCAUUGCCAGGGUCAACCAAAUUAUGUGUUGUAAUUGAAAGAUUUUUCAACCUAGUUUAGAACAUAGUUGUAUCUAUUUAUAAAAGUCAUAGCAUAGAUCCAUAGACUUCCUCUCUGUGUUUCAGCCAUGGUGAUACUUUUUCUUUUCCUUUCAGGAAUUUCAAUACCUCAUAGCUACUGGUCUGCUGCAAUUUUACCAAGUCAUCCAUCAUUGUCUAGGAAAUUGUCUAUUGAACAUGUCAGGUUAGUUUCUACUGGUGCAUCAAUGUCUCCGUUUACACUGCCUACUCAAAGGAGGUCUAAACCUCCUCUGAUUUCGCCAGUUGCAACAGCUCCUUCACACUCAGUUCAAGGUAAGUUUUAGCUGCUCAGAUGUUGCAGUAUUUUUAUACUCCCAUCUUUCUGAUCGAUAGAUUUGAAUUAAGGUCCUGUUGCUGGUCCAAGAGCUAGUCCACCAUUGAGAUAUCAUCCUCGUCCUCGACAUUCUAGAAGUAGUCAUGCUGUUUCCCCAUCUCCAUCAAGGACACCAGGUUGUGGUCAAAUCUGUGCUGAGCCAUUGACUUCAACUCCCUUUGGCUCAAGUUGUGGUUGUGUGUUGCCAAUGAAGAUCAAACUUCUUCUUGAUGUCUCACUCUAUGCUGUUUUCCCCCUGGUUAAUCAACUGGAGAUAGAGAUUGCAGAAGGGAUAUAUCUAGAACAGAGUCAAGUGGUAAUAGCUGGUGCUAGUGCUGAUACUCAAAAUCAAGAAAGAACAGUUGUUGAUGUGAACUUGGUUCCACUUGAGGAAAGAUUUGACAAUACCACUGCUCUGCUGAUUUAUGAAAGAUUUUGGCAGAAGAAGGUUCCGCUGAACAGGACUCUUUUUGGUGCUUAUAAUGUGAUGGACAUAUCAUAUCCAGGUGUUCCAUCUUCUCCACCAUCAAGCGACUCUACUGCCAAGGGCCCUAGUGGAAGUGGUGGAAAUCAACAAUUUCCUAUAACAGCAUAUAUGGAUGAUAAAAGUCCGAAAAUGAAUCCUCGAAUCAUUUUUGUCAUUGCCUUGUCAGCAUUAGUCUUGUUGGUGGUUUGCUUUGGAGCAUUGGCUAUACUCUUAAACUGCAGGAAGUCAGGCAGACCGUCCAGUGCCGUUGGUCCUGUAUUAACACCAUCUAUUAACAAGAGAUGUGGGAUGGGAUCAAUGAUGUCAAGUAGCCCUGCGAGCUCCACUUCCGGAUCCAUCCUUUCAGCCAUGCCUGCUUCUAUACUUUCUGUUAAGACAUUCUCUCGAUCAGAACUUGAAAGGGCAACCGAAAAGUUCAGUUCUAAAAGGGUUUUGGGUGAAGGAGGCUUUGGACGUGUGUAUCAUGGUCUAAUGGAAGAUGGAACUGAUGUAGCUGUGAAGUUGCUUACACGAGAUAUUCAAAACGGGGACCGAGAAUUCAUUUCAGAAGUGGAGAUGCUCAGUAGAUUGCAUCACCGCAAUCUUGUUAAGUUGAUUGGUAUAUGCAUUGAAGAAAGGGUACGAUGCUUGGUCUAUGAGCUUGUACCUAAUGGCAGUGUGGAGUCCCACUUACAUGGUGUUGACAAGUCAAAAGGACCUCUGGAUUGGGAUGCUCGGUUGAAAAUUGCUCUUGGUGCCGCAAGGGGAUUGGCUUAUCUUCAUGAAGAUUCAAACCCUCGGGUUAUCCAUCGAGAUUUUAAAGCAAGUAAUGUGCUAUUAGAAGAUGAUUUUACACCCAAAGUGUCCGAUUUUGGAUUAGCGCGGGAAGCUACAGAAGGAAGCCAUCACAUCUCCACCCGAGUCAUGGGAACUUUUGGGUAUGUUGCACCUGAAUAUGCAAUGACUGGGCACCUGCUUGUCAAGAGUGAUGUUUAUAGUUAUGGGGUUGUGCUAUUAGAGCUUCUCUCAGGAAGAAAACCAGUGGACAUGUCUCAACCUCAGGGACAAGAAAAUCUGGUUACGUGGGCACGACCUUUAUUAACCAGUAGAGAAGGUUUGGAGCAGCUGGUGGAUCCUUCCUUGGCAGGAACGUAUAACUUUGAUGACAUGGCAAGGGUGGCUUCCAUUGCUUCAAUGUGUGUUCACCCGGAGGUGACUCACAGACCGUUUAUGGGAGAAGUAGUGCAGGCUUUGAAGCUGAUUUGUAAUGACACAGAUGAGACGUGUGCGGAUGGAUAUAGUCAACGAGACUCUUCAGUUCUGGACUCGGAAUUCAAAGCCGAUCUGGCCCCUUCCGAUAGCAGUUGGUGGAAUGCUGUUGGCAUUACACCACGUUUGACAUAUGGGCAGGCCUCCUCGUUCAUAACAAUGGAUUACAGUUCAGGCCCGCUGGAAGAGAUGGAAAAUCGACCCCAUUCAAUGUCAAGUUUGAUUGGAGGGGUUGCACUACCCAUCAAGCACGGAAACAGGUCUGGUCCGUUAAGGACUGUGCGGAGUAAAAAGGCGUUCUACAGAUUAAAGGGGAGUAUGAGCGAGCACGGAUUACUCCCGAGACGUCACUGGGGUGACGGUAACAAUGGUCACGAGGCCUCAUUUUAGGGCAAUCUGCAAAUGUACAGUACUGAAGGAACAUUUGUAUUUGAGAAAAGAACAGUUUCUUCGGGUGUAGGUUUUUAGUAGGUUUGGGGGGGGACGUUUCUGAGCCCUGCUAUUUUCCAGAAAGAAAACAAGCAAGUUUUCUGACCUCUAAUUUUUUGGGAAUAUCUUUACUACCAUAUAGUGAAGAGAUGUAAGCCAAGAUAUAUGUGCUGUAUAUCAAAAUUAUCGAUUGAGCUAGAUUGUGUUCAUCUCUUAAAACCAUUCAUUCCUCUUUCUUGAAGAGAGUGUUCAUAGUUGAGAUAUGUUUUGCUACUUCUGAUUCUGAAAUAAUUCAAGUUUUUUCUCGUUCCAAAAGGGGAAAAAAAAAAAGAAAUAUUUUUUUUGAAUUUUUUCCCCAUAAAAGUUUGCUGCUUGGUUGGAACCCCC